UCCAAGUGAGGGGAAUUUGUUGAGUGACUCCCAAACAACUCUGCUCCCCAGUUUGAGGGGGGCCUCUGCAGACGAGAACUGGCUGUAACCAGAUCUCUUUAACCCUUCUUACCCCCCUCGCCUCGCCUCGCCUGUCGGGGAGGGGGUGUUCAUGAAUGCAAGCCUGUAUCAGACGGAACAUGUUUGUAUAGGUGUGUGUGUGUGUGUGUGUGUGUGUGUGUGUGUGUGUGACUGUGCAAGCCUCCACGUGUGAGUGUUUGCGGACAUGUGCACGUGAGAGUGUGUGUAGUACAGUGAGGCAGCGCGCGACACGACCGGGGCAGGAUUAAGUCGAGCGAAGACGGGAUUCCCGAACCUCCGUCUGAAAGUAGCUCAAAGCAGGGCAUGGCACUGUGUGGAUUCAAGGGGAAACGCCUCUUGGGGCCCAAUGUGUACCCAGAAGCCCCUGAUGGAGGUUGGGGUUGGGUUGUGGCCGUUGCCUUCUUCUUGGUGGAGGUUUUCACCUAUGGCACCAUCAAGAGCUUUGGUAUCUUCCUCCAGGACCUAAUGGAGGAGUUUGGAGAGACCAACAGUCGGGUCUCUUGGAUUGUUUCCAUCUGUGUGUUUGUCAUGACCUUUAAUGGUCCUCUCUCCUCUGUGAUGACGAACCGCUUUGGGUUCCAACUUGUUGUUAUGACUGGAGGAUUACUUAUUGCCACGGGCACCAUUGCAACCAGCUUUACCAGCUCCAUCAAUCAAAUGUACAUCACCUAUGGAUUAGUUGCAGGACUGGGCUACUGUUUGACCUUCCUGCCCACUGUAACCAUACUUUCCCAGUACUUCAACCGUCGACGGUCUCUGGUCACAGCUGUGGCUUCCACUGGAGAAUCCCUGUCCAUGUUUGCUCUGGCACCAGCUUUUUCUGCACUGAGGGACCAUAUCGGCUGGCGACACACCAUGGCAGUGAUAGGAGCUUUGCAAAGCACCAUCAUCAUCUGUGGCGCUCUGCUUCGGCCAAUCGUUAUCAAACCCAAAGCAACCCGAGAGACAGAGACUGAAGGAUUGUCCCCAAAGGAACUGGAAGCACUCGGUGCACCAGAGAAGCUAGAGAACACACAUCCAGAGGACUCUAUGAUAAACAAUACCUCACAUGCACAAAAUACCUCCCACAGUCUGGACAAUGAGCUAACCAGAGGCUCUGAGAGCACAGGAGACUCUGGCAUCCAGUCUCUAAAGGAUGCAGACAUCGGCAGUGCAGAGGAGAAGACUUUACUGCACAAAGAAGCAAGUGAAUCUGUGGGAAAGAGUGAGGCAGAGGUUUUAGAGUCUGAAGGGGAGAAAAUGUGCAAAGAUGCCGAGAAACAAGCGAUGCAAGAUGAGGAAAUUAAAUCAGGCGAUGAAAAGCCUUCUGCAAAGAAGCUUCUGGACUUCUCCAUCCUCAGAGAGUGCAGCUUCAUCUUCUACUCUCUGUUCGGACUGUUCGCCACGCUGGGCUUUUUCGCCCCUCAACUCUACGUCAUCGAGCUGAGCGUGAGUCGAGGUGUGGAGCGGGACCGUGCUACCUACAUGCUCUCCACCAUGGCUGUGGCUGAAAUCUUCGGCCGAUUCUCCAUCGGGUGGGUUUUAACACGGGAGCGGUUAAGGAAGAAGAAGCUGCUCGUGCUUCUGGCAUGUGUGAUUGUAAUGACUGCGGAUUUAGUCGGGUUUACUUUGGUGAGAGAGUUCUACGGCCUGGCUGUGUGCUGCGCUGUGUAUGGGUUCUUUAUGGGAACCCUUGCAUGCACCCACAUCCCCAUCCUGGCUGAGGAUGAUGUGGUGGGCAUAGAGAGGAUGUCGUCAGCUGCUGGUGUCUAUGUGUUCAUACAUAGCUUUGCUGGGCUGGCUGGACCCCCACUUGGAGGUGUGCUGGUGGAUGUGACUCAGAACUAUGGAUCUGCCUUCUACUCCUGUGCAGUCGGCAUGGGACUCAGUGCCCUGUUCCUGGGUUUGGUCAAACCUGCUAAGAGAGGAUUACUCUGUAGGAGGAAGAACUCAAAACGCCCUGAAGAGGUACAUCAAAGGGAAGGGGCGUCAAAGAAACAAAGUGCAGCGCAUGAACUGGACAAAAGAAGUGAAAGUCCCCAGGACUGCUCUGCUGUAGAUGACCAGGCAGAAGCCACAAAAGAUGGCCAGGAGGUCAUACGCUUUGCUUGAGGCGAUAAGAUAAGGAUAAGGGUAAUAAAAGGGUCAAGCCAUAUGAAGGUAAAAUAGUAUCUAAAGAGUACAGCUGGCAAGUGCUCAAGAGACAUGAAAAUGGUGAAGAGAAAGAACAAAAGUGUUGAUGAUCUGCUGUUGUAGGUCUGGGCUCUGAGAGCAAUCUGAAGAACUUUUACACUACAAUAUGUAUGUAACAAUCGUGCCUUACAUACCUAAUGUACCACACUGUUUUUUUCAGAGUCAAUACUAAUUUAUAAAGUUUACACUUUUAAAUUAGAUUAAUGUAAGUAUGGUUUUGAUGUAGUCUUGCUUUAAAGGUCCAGUGUGUAGGAUUUAGGAAGAUCUAUUGGCAGAAAUGGGGUAUAAUAUUUCUGCCCAUGUUUUCAUUUUUUAGCUUAGAACCCUUCGUAUCUACGUAGGGAGUGGGUCCUCCUCCAUGAGCCCUGCUAUGUUUUCUACAUGCCAAACAUGGUGAAGUGAAGGCCACCAUAGGUUCUUUCUAUUAAAGGUCUUCACAGAUCCAAAUGACAGAACUGACUGGACCUGAUCAUUUUUACAAUUAUAUUUACCUUUACCUUGUUUUUGACCGAGAUAUUACAGACCUGACCUGGUGCAUGUCUGAGAGGACAGAGACCUUGGACUCUGUUUUACUUUAUAGACUACGCAAACCCUUAAAUAAAAAUUGCUACCAAAAAAUGCUGUUACCACUAAAAAUGUUCUUAAUGUUAGAUACAACAUACUGUUCCUAGCCAUAUUACUGUUUGUAAUAUUUAAUAAUGUUUUAGAUAUCUAUUUUAAUUUUAUUGUACUGUCACUUAUUUUGUUGUUGUUGUAUGUGAGUUGUUGUAAUUCCUCCCAAUGACCAGUUUACGAUAGUUUUAAGCUGCUAAGAUCAAGCGCACAAACACGCUUAACCUUUUGUUGAUAUCAGUCAAAUAAUCAAUUCAGUUGUCCUAUGAAAUCAUAAGAUACAGUUCCUUUAAUUUGUGCAUAAAAACACUGUAAUAAUGAAUAUGCUUGUAUGAUUGGGCAGUUUUAGGGCAGUACCCUUAUUUAGGAUCCUUGUGGCCUGACGGUAGAAGCUCUUCCUGAGCCUUUUAGUGCCGGGCCCAUUACCUUCUUCCCAACCUCAGCAGGGAGCAAAGGUGGUUAUCUGGGUGGCUGCGAUCCGCAAUAAUUCUCCUGGCUUACCUAAGAUAUUAUUGGGCAUUAUUCAUGCUUUAUUGACAGUGAAAGAGAGAGAAAUAUAAAAUGAGAGGACUUGCAGCAAGACCCUGGGACAUACUUGAACCCAGGUCGGUACACGCUGUCCCUGGUGACCUACUAGUGCACCCCUCCUUUUCUUAACUUUUGCUGCGCCUGGUGUUAACAUCCUUUAAGCAGGAUAGAGAAGCACCUGUAGUGUGUUCAGCUGAAUGAACCAGUCUUUGCAGCAGUGAUGUUCCCCGUCAGGACGCUCUUAAUGCUGCAGGAGCAGAAGUUCCUCAGUAUUCGAGGGGAUACCUGGAAUUUUCCCAAGCAUCCAUGGUGACACAGUCUCUGCCUUGCCUUUCUCACCGAGUCAGUAUGCUGUGUCCAAGUCAGGCCUUCAGUAAUGUGGACACAACGGUACUUGAAGCUGUCCGCUCUUUCUUCACUGAGGACCCACUGAUAUUAAGGGGAGUGUAAUUUCUUCCCAAAGUCCGCUGUAAGCUCCUUAGUCUUGCUGACAUUGAGUAUGUUGUUCUGACACCAUUGGGUCAGGUCCUCUCCUUCUUUUAAGUAUAUAUGGGCAUGCUUCCCCUGGUUAGAUUCUCCACAGUUCAGUCGUUGAGUCCAUUUUAUGGCAACAAAGAGAGAUGAAAAAAGUGGUGACUCUAACUUUGAAGAAGCCAUAAAGUAUGAAUGUGUCCAUUCCUCAAUCAUUUAUAUUCCUUUAGGCCAUAAGUCUCCAUCAACCAAGAGAAACAAAAGGGGUUUUCAUGUAACAUCAAUUUGAAUAUUGUCGGGCUCACUAUCCACCUUUCCUCCGGUUCACCUCCAACUCGCUGGCGCUACUGCUCAAGGUUUUUUCACCUCAUUUUAGCUAUUGUUAUCUGAUCCUAAGUCAGCCUGAACAUCACACAUUACACACACUUAGGUGUUUCUCUGGUCAGCAGUGCUAAUUAGUGGUCUUCUUGGAUCCACUUGGGUAUUACUCACAAUGAUAAACAGACCUGGGACCUGUGGUAAUAGCAUGGGACCAGACCCGGACCUGUUGACCAUAGCAAAUCAUGGACCCAGGUUGGGUCUCGGGUCUCCCACACAAAAACGGAGAGGUGAAG
This is a messenger RNA of Epinephelus fuscoguttatus (brown-marbled grouper), 4478 nucleotides long. RefSeq names its product monocarboxylate transporter 7. Gene Ontology annotation, biological process: monocarboxylic acid transport; transmembrane transport. Bases 385 to 2172 code for a protein of 595 amino acids. The transcript has 6 exons. Gene Ontology annotation, molecular function: monocarboxylic acid transmembrane transporter activity. Lineage: Eukaryota; Metazoa; Chordata; Actinopteri; Perciformes; Serranidae. The record is from RefSeq and is a predicted model, not a curated record.